CAUUGCUGUUCCGAGAUCUAAUGCCAUUCAGUGUUGGGUCAGCCGCCGGCCGACCCGUACAGCCCUUGCCUUCCUAUUGGUAUAUAAUGACCAGUGGCAGAACAAUGGAAUCUACAAAAGAGUUCUUCACAAAGCACAAGUAUUUUGGUUUAAAAAAAGAGAAUGUAAUCUUUUUUCAGCAGGGAAUGCUUCCUGCUAUGAGUUUUGAUGGGAAAAUUAUUUUGGAAGAGAAGAACAAAGUUUCUAUGGCUCCAGAUGGGAAUGGUGGUCUUUAUCGGGCUCUUGCAGCCCAGAAUAUUGUGGAGGAUAUGGAGCAAAGAGGCAUUUGGAGCAUUCAUGUCUAUUGUGUUGACAAUAUAUUAGUAAAAGUGGCAGACCCACGGUUCAUUGGAUUUUGCAUUCAGAAAGGAGCAGACUGUGGAGCAAAGGUGGUAGAAAAAACAAACCCUACAGAACCAGUUGGAGUGGUUUGCCGAGUGGAUGGAGUAUACCAGGUGGUAGAAUACAGUGAGAUUUCCUUGGCAACAGCUCAAAAACGAAGUUCAGAUGGACGACUGCUGUUCAAUGCAGGGAACAUCGCCAACCAUUUCUUCACCAUACCGUUUCUGAGAGAUGUUGUCAAGAAGUUUGUGGUGUAUGAAGUAUUACGGGAAGAUGAGUUUUCUCCACUAAAGAAUGCAGACAGUCAGAAUGGGAAGGACAACCCUACUACUGCAAGGCAUGCUUUGAUGUCCCUUCAUCACUGUUGGGUCCUCAAUGCUGGGGGCCACUUCAUAGAUGAAAAUGGCUCUCGCCUUCCAGCAAUUCCCCGCAGUGCUACAAAUGGAAAGCCAGAGACCAUCACAGCUGAUGUCCAUCACAACUUGAAGGAUGCCAAUGAUGUACCAAUCCAGUGUGAAAUCUCUCCUCUUAUCUCCUAUGCUGGAGAAGGAAUAGAAAGUUAUGUGGCAGAUAAAGAAUUCCAUGCACCUUUAAUCAUCGAUGAGAAUGGUGUCCAUGAGCUGGUGAAAAAUGGUGUAUGAAGCAGAUACCAAGUUCUACCACAAUAGCAACAGCUUUUAUUUUUGAUAGACCAACUGUGAACCUCUCCUGCAAGACUGAAGUUUGAAUAUCCAGAGUUUGUUUGCUUGUUGAACUCUUAUAACUAUUACAAACUUCUGAAGAUCCAGAUGAUUGAACUUCAGAUAGCAUUUUUAUGAUUCUCAACUCAUUGAAGGUCUUAUUUAUAUUUUUCAAUUGUAUAAUUUUUCCCCAAGCCAAGGAAUACAUUGGCCAUUCAGGAAAUUUCCUACAUCAUAACCAUAGUCAGGAUGUUCAACAUCACUUUACUUGGAGCUGGAAGCAUUUGUUUUUGAAGUUGUACAUAGUGAUAAUAUAUCAUUGUACAUGUCAAAGGGUUUCUAUGGUACUAAAAGUUUGUUUAUUUUAUCAAACAUUAAACUUUUUUAAGAAAAUAAUUGGGCAGUAAAAUAAACUUAUCCUCUUGUUUCUGGAUUGUCA
This is a messenger RNA of Galeopterus variegatus (Sunda flying lemur), 1500 nucleotides long. RefSeq names its product UDP-N-acteylglucosamine pyrophosphorylase 1 (gene UAP1). Gene Ontology annotation, biological process: UDP-N-acetylglucosamine biosynthetic process. The transcript is spliced from 9 exons. Gene Ontology annotation, molecular function: UDP-N-acetylglucosamine diphosphorylase activity. The annotation marks the transcript as partial. The record is from RefSeq and is a predicted model, not a curated record. Lineage: Eukaryota; Metazoa; Chordata; Mammalia; Dermoptera; Cynocephalidae.